UACGCGAACUAUAAAUAAAUCUGCAGACGCACAAUAGAACAAAUCAUUGCAAACGAAAUUUCGAGUACAAAUUGUGAUUGGGAACAAGGCGAGAACAAUAUGGCAGAGAAGGCGGGCAGUGAGGACGACUUCCAGGAUGCGCUCAGUGAGCCCGUAUCGCCCAUACACAAAGUCACAACAAAAUCAACAGAGCAGGAUAAAUUGAUAGACGAAAUAAUAGAAAAGAAUACCAACCUACGACUCGAGGAUGACAAUGAUGAUGAGAAGGAGAAAGCGACGGGUGCGCCGGGUGGCAACGAUGGAGCGGACGAUGAUAAUCAAAAAGAAGCGCUGCAGCCCGACGGAGAGCUGAGCAUGGAGGAGUUGUUGCUGCGGGAAAAAGAUAUGAGCACUGAGCAAUUGGCUGCCAACAAAGAGCAGGCGGACAAAUUGAAACUGGAAGGCAACGAACUCUUCAAGAACGAUGAGCCUGCACGUGCCGUGGAGAUUUACACAGAAGCUCUCAACAUUUGUCCAUCCAGCAACAGCAAGGAGCGUGCUGUGCUCUUUGGCAAUCGAGCAGCGGCCAAAAUGAAACUGGAGGCCAACAAAUCGGCCAUUGACGACUGCACCAAAGCCAUCGACCUGUAUCCGGAAUAUGUGCGAGCGUUAUUAAGACGCGCCAAACUCUACGAGCAGGAUGACAGACCGGACGAGGCUCUGGCGGAUUAUAAGCGCGUCAACGAAAUCGAUCCGGGUCAGCGUGAGGCGCGAGAGGCUCAAGCUCGCCUGCCCGCCGUAAUCAAUGCGCGCAACGAGAAGCUGAAGGCGGAUAUGUUGAAUGGGCUGAAGGGAUUGGGGGAUAUGAUUUUGAAACCGUUUGGUUUGUCCACUGCCAAUUUUCAAAUGCAACAGGAUCCCAAUUCCGGCUCGUAUUCCAUUAAUUUUAAUCAGAAUAAUAGUUAAUAUCAAUUACUGUCAUGUUUGUUGAAAUUCUGAGAAUAAAGUUCAAAACAUGUAAAAUGCA
This is a messenger RNA of Drosophila grimshawi, 1006 nucleotides long. RefSeq names its product tetratricopeptide repeat protein 1 (gene Ttc1). Gene Ontology annotation, molecular function: protein binding. The transcript has 2 exons. Lineage: Eukaryota; Metazoa; Arthropoda; Insecta; Diptera; Drosophilidae. The record is from RefSeq and is a predicted model, not a curated record. Bases 100 to 945 code for a protein of 281 amino acids.